Molecule: messenger RNA, 2397 nt
Organism: Diutina rugosa
Lineage: Eukaryota; Fungi; Ascomycota; Pichiomycetes; Serinales; Debaryomycetaceae
Gene: SSN6
Product: transcription regulator
Exons: 1
Coding region: 1-2397 (798 amino acids)
Biological process (GO): regulation of gene expression
Molecular function (GO): RNA polymerase II cis-regulatory region sequence-specific DNA binding; protein binding; chromatin DNA binding
Source: RefSeq, a predicted model, not a curated record
AUGUCGCUGACGGCGUCGUUACUCUCGGAAACCACCGCUCUGACAUGGGUGGCAAUCGGGGUGUUGGCCGAACUGAUUGGUGAUUUGGACCGUGCAAUUCUGGCGUUUGACUCUGCGUUACGCCAUGUACCCAACAACUUCGAGGUGAUUGUGAAGUUGGCAAAUAUUUAUCGCCUGAAGGACGUGUUUUUCAAAGCAGCUGAGCUUUAUGAACAAGCACUUAACUUUAACCAGGAGAAUGGUGAAACCUGGGGUCUUUUGGGCCACUGUUACUUGAUGCUUGAUGACUUGCCUCGUGCCUACGCCGCAUAUCAGAGAGCGUUGCAUUACUUGGACAACCCCAAUGUCCCCAAGUUGUGGCACGGUAUCGGUAUCUUGUAUGAUCGUUACGGUUCGUUGGACUACGCCGAAGAAGCCUUCGUCAGAGUGCUCGAGCUCGAUCCUAAUUUCGAUAAGCUGAAUGAAAUUUAUUUCCGAUUGGGGAUCAUCUACAAGCACCAAGGUAAAUUGAAGCUGGCGCUUGAAUGUUUCCAAUACAUUUUGAAUAACCCUCCUUUUCCCCUCACUCAACCUGAUGUAUGGUUUCAGAUUGGGCUGGUCUUGGAACAACAAAAGGAUUGGAAUGGCGCCAAAGAGGCCUACGAAAAGGUAUUGCAAGUUAACCCUCAGCAUGCCAAAGUAUUACAACAAUUGGGUUGUUUAUACUCGCAAGCAGAAUCACAACCGGCUACUCCUGGUCCGGGUCUGGCUCAAGGAGGUCAACCGUUCCAACAGGAUUUGAAUGUUGCUUUACAAUACUUGACUCAACUGUUGGAUAUUGAUUCAAGCGACGCUCACUCUUGGUACUACUUGGGUCGGGUGCACAUGAUUAGGGGUGAUUUCAACGCCGCCUAUGAAGCCUUUCAACAAGCAGUCAACCGUGAUCUGCGGAAUCCCACGUUCUGGUGCUCAAUUGGUGUUCUUUACUAUCAAAUUUCGCAAUACCGCGAUGCUUUGGACGCUUACACAAGGGCAAUCCGUCUCAACCCGUACAUCUCGGAAGUGUGGUAUGAUUUGGGCACGUUAUACGAAACGUGCAACAACCAGAUUUCUGAUGCGUUGGAUGCCUACACUCAAGCUGAGCGUUUAGAUCCAGGUAACCCUCACAUCAAAGCUCGUUUGGAACAAUUGAUCAAAUACCAACAAGAAGGGAACACGCACCCCCCUCAACCGCCUCCCGUGAGUCAACAACCUCGUUUGCCUCAAGGUAUGGUGUUAGAGCUGAACCAACAACAACCUCAACAACAGGGCGGGGGUCCAUUGCAACCUCCUCAGCAGCCGCAAUUCCCUCCUCCCGCAGCGCCAGCUCAACACUCGUUGCCGCAACCUCCUCAACGACCUGCUCAACAACCUCAACCUUCUCAGCAGUCCCAACCCCAUCAACCGCCCCAGCAGCCCCAACACUUGCCUAACCCCGUUGUCAACCAGAACCCUCCCCAACAACAACGACCCCAACCCCCUCAACAUGCUCCUCAACCUUUGCCUCAACCAGUUGUGUCGCACCCUCCUCCUCAAGCGCAAGAACAACCGAAGGCUGAACCUCCCAAGCUUCCCGUUAUUGCUGCUAAAGUGAAUGAGUCGGUCCCUCAACACCAGCAACCAACCGUACUUCCCCCUGCUGGUAACCAAUUGAAGCGUGAGCUUGACGAUAAGGUUGAUGACAAAUCAGUGAAGAAGCCAAUGACGAACUCAAUGGCCGCUCUCAUGAACGCUGCUGAAGCGGCUCAACCGACUCCUCCUCCGCAGAUCCGACAACCUCCCGCUCCCGAGGCUCCGCAGCCGCUGGCUUCUGCCGUGGAUCAACAAACCUCGGGUGCCCCCACUCCCACGAUCCCUCCAAUUGCUAACGUGGCAGCUCCUCAAGCUCCUCAAGUGCCUACCGUUGCGCCAGUCGCCCAGAUUGUGUCGACGCCUUCGGCAGCACCUGUGGCGCAAUCACCGUCCGUCGCUCCCUCUGCUGCUCCUAGAACUCCUGCUGCCCCCGCUGCCGCCCCCGCUGCCGCCCCGACAGCAGCUCCGGCGGUUGCUCCCUCGGUGGCCCCAGCAACUGCAGCAGCCCCCACUUCAGCCCCAGCGGCUCCCGUCGUUGCACCGGCUGCUCCGGGUACCCCUGCUGCGCCCGCCGUGCCAGCGGCUACGCUUGGAAAUGAGCGAAGCAAAACUCCCAACGCUACUUCCCCUUCUCCUGCUGUGGCUCUGGCGGCGCCAGCCGCUCCAGCUGCACCCGCUGAAGCUGUAGCCAACGGGACUGGCAAUACGAACGAUGAAAAGCAGGAGGAUGAAGAAGAAAAAGCUCAAGAGCCCGUUGAACCUCCCAUGCGUAAAGUCGAAGAGGACGAAAAUUAUGACGAUGAAUAA